UUUGCAAUCAGCUGUUUGACUCAAAAGUUUUUGCAAGUUUUGUUUAUUUCGCUUAAAAUGUAGUUUUAUCGUUAAUUAGGGAAUAUUAAAGUAACAUUAUAACAAUCGUCAAAAGUGUUUUGCAACUUCAACUAGUACGUUCCAUUAGAGCCAUCCGUGUGCUCGAGUAUGGAUUCGGACUGCGAGGGCGCAAUGGCGUUGGCGGACGACUCCGGCCACUUUAGCUGCACCAGCGACGAUGGAGGAGGAGAUCCUGGUCAGAAACCGGAGCCGGAACCAGAACAAUCGAUGUUUCUGGUGCGGCAGGAGCUGCUUCGGACACGCAGUGAGGUGGAAAGGCUAUUGAAAUCAGAGCAGUGGUACAAAAAGGAGCUAAAGUCCCAGAAGCACAGCAGGCUUGAGACGCUAGAACGAUUGUACGCACAGGAGCGGAAGUAUUUAAUGGAGAACCAGAGGCUACAGCAAGAAUCGAUCCGCCUGCAUACAAAAUGUGCCACUCUGGAGAAGCAGCAGGAGCAGGGGUCACAAAUUUCGCCAGGUUCAUCGCCACUUGAAGUGGACUCUGAGUCCCUUGACUCUUCCUUUGAGGCCAAACUGCAGGAGGCGCGCUUACGGGAUCAGCGUCAGUUAAUAGACGUGCUCCGAAAGCAAAAGAAGAUGCUUCUGGACGACAUUCAGAAGCUCAGCCUGGAACAUGAAGAGAAACUUUCGCAGUUGCAGCAGACUGUGGUUGGUAUGGAGCUGGAAAGCAAGCACGUAACUGGGAAAUGCAAGCAACUACUCGACCUAAAAAGUCAAAUGGAGUACCAGCUAAAGCUGAGGAGCACUGCCCUGCGCAGCGUCACCGCAGAGCGGAAUCAGCUACGACAAGUCAUUGGUGAGCUUAACGAGACGCUUCAAACCCAGGAGCACCUGCUAGCGUUAAAAGAACAGGAGUUCCUCGAUUUGAAACAGUACUACCAGCAAAAGUUGACCCGGGAGAGCAGCAUAGAAAUUAUGCACUCUUAUAGCAUGAAAUUUCACGAGGCGAUUAACAGUAAGACAAGUGAAAUCGCCAGCCUAAAGAAUUCCCUUAACGAGCUUCAGACCGAGCUGAUGCUGAUGUCACAGCUAAAAGAGCAGUGCGAGGAACAGCAGCGUCAACUUGAGCAACUGGAGUUCACAUUGCAGGCAAAACUUUUGGAGGAGGGUCAGCUUCGGCAAAGCAAUGCUCUAAAACUGGAGCAAGUGGAGAAUUUAACCAUUUCUUUGGCUUCCUUACAACUAGAAAAGGAAGGCUUAAAAGAACAUGUUUGUGAGGCGCAAACUACCUUGAAGAUUCUAGAGCAAAAGGUGGAUAUUCUUCAAAAACAGUAUGCCGAAAUGUGCGUCUUGUGUCAAAAGACCAAACAGCAAUUGGAACUGGAGAAAGUCGAAAUUGGCAAAAUAAAGCAGAACGGUUCCUUAAGGGAAAGUGAGUUGAUGGAUAAACUCAAAGGUUAUGCAGCGCAGUGUGAUGAGCUAAGAAAAUCAUUGACCGAAGCUGAGUCUCGUAUCGAUAUGCAAAGCAAAAAGACAGAGAGCUGGCAAGCGCAGCUAAAAACAAUCGAACGAACAAGCCAGUCGUCCCAAACGGACCUUGAAGAACCUAUUUUAAUUCAGCGCAUUGAAACAUUGGAACAGCAACUAGCGGAUGUCAAGAGCCAGAAAUUACACACAGUUUCGCUGCUCCAAAAACUCCUCCAACAGCAAGAAGCUAAAAUCAAGAGCACUAACGAAAUGGAAGCAGACUGGCUACAACUGUUAGAUGCUCUGCAAGCUACUCAAAGCUUGGAGCAGGAAAUGCGGGCAGAGCUUCAGCAUAAGACGAUUGAAUUGGAGCACCUGAAUGAACUCUUCGCUGGACAAAAUGACGAACUGCAGAAGCUCCAGAGAUUGAGUCAGGCCAAAGACGAGGAGAAGCAACUAGAAUUACAGCUUUUAAAGGAAUCAUUCCAAGAGAAUAUGGAGAUACACUCUGCAGCUUCGAUCAACAUGCAAAGGCUGCAAAGCCAGGUAAAGUCUUUGCUAGAUGAGAAGGAAGAAACUGCGCGAGAAGAACGCAAAGCAGUAGAGUGUUUGCGAUCUCUCGGUCAAGUUCUCGAGAUGGAAACAGGGAGGAGACUCCCACAUAUAAAAAGCUGGCCUCAAUUGGCCAAACUUCUACGGAAAGAACUGCGAAACGGGAGGGUUAAUAGUCGAAAGGCUGAAGAGCUUCCUGGGCUUAAAAUGAAACUGACUGAGAUUAGCGGAAGGCAUCAACAAGCUUUAUCCAAAAUUAAGUGUCUGGAGCAAACCUUGGCAGUGGAGCGAGCGCGGUUUGAGGCUUCGGACUCGGGAAAAUCGACGGCUAGCAACACGCCUCAGGAGCCCGCCCAUGAGGUGGCUAAUCUAAUUGAUGACUACAAGAAGCUUGUUCAGCAAACCGCCAAUGAAACAUGUCGCCCUCGGAACAGCUUUAUUUUUGAUCUGAUCGAGCGGAGUCAGCUAUGCCAACCGAAUUUGUGCAAGUUAGGCGAGGGUAUUUCUGCCUGCCAGUCUGAUAUGAAGGAGCUAAGCAGGCUUCUCAGUGCUGGCCAAGAACAGAGAAGAGUGGAGCCCAUGCCCUCCCUAAUGGAAGAACUUCGAGCGGUGGCAGAGCACUCUUAG
Drosophila santomea is the source of this 2667-nucleotide messenger RNA. RefSeq names its product interaptin. The transcript has 4 exons. Lineage: Eukaryota; Metazoa; Arthropoda; Insecta; Diptera; Drosophilidae. The coding region runs from base 169 to 2667 and encodes 832 amino acids. The record is from RefSeq and is a predicted model, not a curated record.